AUGUUCAUCCACGCUCUAUCGAUAAGUGCUUUCCCGUCCUUGUUAACUUUAUUCAGUCGCAUUUUUCUUAUUUCCAGUUCAUUCAUUUUAAUAUGUCAUUUGAUUUUUAACCCAUUUUUCUCCCUCCUUUUCAAAAUUAUUUUUUUAAUUCCUGCAUUUUCUUUCUUUCUUUCUUUCUUUCUUUCUUUCUUUCUUUCUUUCUUUCUUUCUUUCUUUCUUUCUUAUUGUUUUCCACCCUUUCACAAUUAUAAUAUCCAUUUAAACAUUUUCUCAUUUUUCUUUCUUUUUUUCUUAUUUAUUCUUUCUUUCUUUCUUUCUUUCUUUCUUUAUUUAUUUAUUUAUUUAUUUAUUUAUUUAUUUCUUAUCAUUCUUCAUCCUCCUUUUCAAAAUUAUAUUUUUCAUGUCUGCAUUUUCUUUCUUUCUUUUUUCUUUCUUUCUUUAUUUAUUUAUUUCUUUAUUCCUUUCUUUCUCCCCUUCUUUUUACAUUUUCUUUUUACAUAUAUUCUUUCAUUCAUUCAUUCUUUCUUUUUUUCUACCUUUCUUCCUUUCUUUCUUCUCAGGUAUUAUUUACUGAUAUUAGUUUUAGUUUAG
Messenger RNA from Acanthosepion pharaonis, 591 nucleotides. The record is from the annotation of a GenBank genome assembly. Lineage: Eukaryota; Metazoa; Mollusca; Cephalopoda; Sepiida; Sepiidae.